Hibiscus syriacus is the source of this 846-nucleotide messenger RNA. RefSeq lists its product as uncharacterized. Gene Ontology annotation, biological process: chaperone-mediated protein complex assembly; protein folding. Bases 105 to 722 code for a protein of 205 amino acids. The record is from RefSeq and is a predicted model, not a curated record. Lineage: Eukaryota; Viridiplantae; Streptophyta; Magnoliopsida; Malvales; Malvaceae. The transcript is spliced from 7 exons. Gene Ontology annotation, cellular component: cytosol; nucleus. Gene Ontology annotation, molecular function: Hsp90 protein binding; protein-folding chaperone binding.
UCUUGUAAGUUGAAAACAUAUUAGUCGUAGGCUAUAUUCUUUGGCAUUUUCAUUAGGGUUUUACAUUUGUUCACAUUUCAACUCUCUCUGCCCAGUACUAAAUCAUGAGUCGUUAUCCCGAGGUGAAAUGGGCUCAAAGAGCUGAUAAGGUUUUCAUUACGGUGCAAUUAUCCGAUUCGAAGGAUGCAAAGGUCAAUCUUGAGCCGGAGGGAGUGUUUAAUUUCUCUGGUACUGUUGGAACUGGCAAUACCCAUUAUGAGUUGAAGUUGGAUCUUUAUGAUAAGGUCAUUGUGGAGGAAAGCAAAAUAAAUGUAGGUGUAAGGAGCAUAUUCUGCAUCUUAGAGAAAGCUGAGAAAGUGUGGUGGAAAAAAUUACUCCGUGGGGAUGGCAAAGCCCCUCAUUAUGUCAAAGUGGAUUGGGACAAAUGGGUGGAUGAAGAUGAAGACAAGGGUGCUGGCAAUCUUGACUCGGGAGGAAUGGACUUCUCGAACUUUGGUGGGAUGGGCGGAAUGGGCGGCAUGGGUGACAUGAUGGGAGGGAUGAGCGGAAUGGGCGGCAUGGGUGACAUGAUGGGAGGGAUGGGCGGCAUGGAUGAGUUUGAAGGCAGUGAUGAUGAAGGGCAAGAAGCAACAAAGCAAGCUGACAAGGCUGAAGGAGAUGCAAAGCCAGAUGAGCAUGGCGCAGGAACUUCGGAGAAAAAGGAAGCUGAGGCAAGCACAUGAAAUCAGUUUAGCUGAAAAUUGAAAUGCUGUUUAGCUAUGGGUGUGCGUUAUAUUUUUUUUUCCGUAUCUUGGACAGGAAUGUAAGCCUGGUGUGUUUUUAACUGCGUGAGAUUAAAAAUUUGGU